Molecule: messenger RNA, 1952 nt
Organism: Xylaria bambusicola
Lineage: Eukaryota; Fungi; Ascomycota; Sordariomycetes; Xylariales; Xylariaceae
Product: vitamin H transporter 1/biotin symporter vht1
Exons: 4
Coding region: 87-1721 (544 amino acids)
Biological process (GO): biotin import across plasma membrane
Cellular component (GO): membrane
Molecular function (GO): solute:proton symporter activity; dethiobiotin transmembrane transporter activity; biotin transmembrane transporter activity
Source: RefSeq, a predicted model, not a curated record
CCAGGCAUACAUACACGCCCGCCAGCGUCCGCGUCGUGUCAAAAAGGACUGCUAGCACGCUCCUCCAUUGCUUGAGCGGUCCAAGUAUGGCCGACGCCACAGCUGAGGGGCUCACCAAAGCCCUACAGCCCAGGGACUCCUCUGCAUCCUACGAUGCUACUACGCGUCAAGAAGCAGGCCUCCCGCCACGGGCUCCCGAGUACGAUGUCGAGCGUGUCGAAAAGGUCUACAGGAAACUCGACUUGCGCAUUAUCCCCGCCUUCUGGACCCUGUACUUUCUUUGCUCCGCCAUCCGCUCCAAUAUUGGCCUGGCACAGACGAUGAAUGCAGAUGUCGGUCAUGACCUUGUUACCGUGCUGCGCCUGUCGCCUAAAGAUAUCUCUACGGCCUUGGCUCUCUUUUAUGUCUCCUAUGUCAUCUUCGACUUCCCCUCGAACCUCGUCAUGAGCAAGUUGAGUCCUCGCGCAUGGAUGGCCCGCAUAGUGUUCGCCGUCGGUGUCAUUGGUGCCUCUUUCACUGCCGUACGGGAUGCGUGGAGCUUGAAGUUUCUACGGUUCCUGCUUGGGGUUGUGAUCGCGGGCAUGUGGCCAGGCAUGGCCUACUACUUGACCUUGUUUUAUCCCCCCUCACGAACGGGCAAGCGCAUCGGCCAAUAUUUCACGGCGGCCCAGGUUUCAGCAGCUGUAGUUGGGUUGGUGUCCGCUGGUUUCCAACUCAUUGAUGGCCGAGGUGGGCUUUAUGGCUUCCAAUGGAUGUUCCUUAUCUACGGGUUAGUGGCCAUCGUCGUAGGCAUUUCUCUCCUGUGGUGGUUGCCAGACCGACCGCUACCCCCUGGACAGCCACGCACCAGCACCGGAAUCGCCAAGUGGCUUCCUGCAACACCCGAGGCCCUCACUGGUGAAGAUGCGCUCAUCCACUACGAAGACCUCAAGCGCGUCUACCACCCACGGCCUUGGACCCUCAAAGACCUAUUUGGUAUCUUGAUCGACUGGCGUUUAUGGCCGCUAACGCUAAUGUAUUUCGGCGUUGUCGGCGUCGGCAUUGGAACCCAGCUUUACGGAACAGUUAUCAUCAAAGGGAUCAAUCCCAAGUUCACUGGGGUACAACUUAGUCUACUGUUUGCACCCAUCUGGAUCAUGGACUUGAUUGCUAUUCUCCUCGUGACGCCCAUUUCCGACCGCUUUCAUCGGCUACGCCCAUUCUUCUUCUCGGCUGCUACGAGCAUCCAGAUUGCAGGGCUGUUAACAGUCACAUUUGCCCCAACCACGAACCCGUGGGCACGUUACGGUGGGCUUUUACUAAUCGGGUUCGGAUUAGGCCCAACCGUGCCUAUAUGUAUGACCUGGACGAACGAGAUCUUUCAGCGCCGACACGGCGAGGUCGGUGUAGCUGCCGCCUCAGCUCUUGUUUCAGGUCUUGGUAAUCUAGGCAGUAUUACCACGACAUAUGCCCUAUACACUGGCUGGCCAGAAGAUGCCGCGCCGGGGCCACGCCAAUACCGAAAUAGCAAUUUAGUCAUGGUCGCCAUCCUCGCCGUUAGUAUCAUCAGCAGUUUUGUCAUGUUCAUUGCCCUUCAGAUCGUGGGCAACAAACCUAGCAAGGCAUCCACCGAGAACGGAAAUUCUACAGAUGGCGAGUCCGCUUCGUUCCAAGAUGGUGCAGCCCGCCGCGAGCUUAAACAACGCGGGUUCGGUCGGACAUGGUGGAGCCAGAGAUCCUAGGCCUCUCUGCCUAGUGACGGACCCAUAUCACCCAAGCAUUUUCAACAAUAGCCUUGGCAUGUUAUCAACAAACCCCCAUCGGACAGCUCAACCUGUCGACAACAAUUCUUGUCACCAUUUUUGGGCUACUCGGUCUUCGUCUUCUCAUUCUCAAUGCAGGCAGCUGGCGGCUUUUUUUUUACGCGCAUCACGAGGGGUUAGCUUUUCGGCGAAAGUGCUACCACGCCAUCG